AUGUUUUUAUUUAAUACAUAUAACAUAUUGCAAAAAUACAAUCGAACAUCCAAGUUUAAUUUCGGAAGAAGGCCUAUAAGAAGACUACUACCUUGGACACGCCAAGCCAAAGACCCAGAAUAUGACAAUAUUGAAGAUCCAAACGAAUGGAUUGAAGAAGCUAUUUCAAAGAAACAUAUUAAAUAUUAUGAAUAUGAACAUUUUAGUAAUAUAGAAAAAAUCGGGUUUGGAGCAUUUGGAAAAGUUUAUCGUGCAAAUUGGAGAAAUAAAGAACAAUAUUUAGCAUUAAAAUCUUUUUUUAAUCAUGACAAGGCUACUACCAAAGAAAUUGUUGAAGAGUUAAAACUUUAACGUGAAGUCGAUUUUCAUGAUAAUGUUAUUCGUUUCUUUGGAGUUACGUCAGAGAAUAAUCAAAAUAAUUCAUCGAAAAAUUAUUCAUUGGUAAUGGAGUAUGCAGAUGGUGGAACCCUCAGACAAUAUUUAAAAAAAAAUUUCGAUAAACUUAGUUGGGAUAAUAAACUCAUUAUCGCUUAUCAACUGGCUUGUGCAGUUUCAUGUUUACAUGACGAAGGGAUUAUGCAUAGUGAUUUGCACUCCAAUAAUAUAUUAAUUCAUCAAAAUAUUG
Molecule: messenger RNA, 625 nt
Organism: Rhizophagus irregularis DAOM 181602=DAOM 197198
Lineage: Eukaryota; Fungi; Glomeromycota; Glomeromycetes; Glomerales; Glomeraceae
Source: RefSeq, a predicted model, not a curated record